Oncorhynchus gorbuscha (pink salmon) is the source of this 3345-nucleotide messenger RNA. RefSeq names its product rhodopsin kinase grk7a-like. NCBI's taxonomy places the organism in Eukaryota, Metazoa, Chordata, Actinopteri, Salmoniformes, Salmonidae. Gene Ontology annotation, cellular component: cytoplasm. The coding region runs from base 156 to 1802 and encodes 548 amino acids. The record is from RefSeq and is a predicted model, not a curated record. Gene Ontology annotation, biological process: signal transduction; regulation of signal transduction; protein phosphorylation. Gene Ontology annotation, molecular function: ATP binding; rhodopsin kinase activity. The transcript has 4 exons.
UGCUCAGUCCCAGCAGGGACCUGGAGAGAAUUGGAAACACUACAGGGAAGCACACACAGGGAAAGAACACAGUCUUAGCAUCAUCUUACAGCGGCCUUAGCUCCCUGCUCAGCCACACUGUGUAGUAGGGACAACCCAACGCAGCAGCCGCAAACAUGUGUGACAUGGGGGGAUUGGAUAAUCUGGUGGCGAACACGGCCUACCUUAAGGGGGGUGACGAAAAAGAGAUGAGGAAGAGGCGACGUAGCUUGUCCCUGCCCAAGCCAGAACAGUGUGUGUCCAUCCGCGCCACGGUUGGGAAAGAAUUUGAGAUGCUCUGCGAGAGGCAGCCCAUAGGGAAGAAGUUCUUCCGACAGUUCCUCCUGGAGUCCAACCCGCAGUACGUGGCGGCCGCAGAGUUCCUGGACGAGUUAAUCGACUGGGAUCUGGCAGAAGGCGCUGGCAAAGAUAAGGCGAGGAUGAACAUCAUCAACAAGUUCUGCAAGGCUGACUCCAAGAACUUCCUGUCCUACCUGACGGGAGAGGUAGCGGACAAGUGCAAGGCGGUGUCGGACAAGGACUUUGAAGACGUGAUGAUGGGCAAGGUGAAGGAUUCCACACGGGAGUACCUGAAGGAAAAGCCCUUCACAGAGUACCAGACCAGCCCUAACUUUGACAAGUUCCUGCAGUGGAAAGAGUACGAGAAACAGAAAAUCACUGAUAAGUAUUUCUAUGAGUUCAGGACCCUGGGUAAGGGAGGCUUUGGAGAGGUGUGUGCCGUGCAGGUGAAAAACUCAGGCCAGAUGUACGCCUGCAAAAAGCUGUGCAAGAAGCGUCUGAAGCAGAAGAAUGGUGAGGGCAUGGCACUGCUGGAGAAACAGAUCCUGGAGAAGGUUAACAGUCUGUUCCUGGUGAACCUGUCCUAUGCCUACGACUCCAAGACCCACCUGUGCCUCGUCAUGACCCUGAUGAACGGCGGCGACCUCCGGUACCAUAUCUAUAACAUUGGUGAAAAAGGCCUUGAAAUAGGCCGCAUCAAUUACUACAUUGCACAGGUCACCACAGGAAUCCUCCACCUACACGCCAUGGAUAUAGCGUACCGAGACAUGAAGCCAGAGAACGUGCUACUGGACAGCUUCGGCCAGUGUCGACUCUCGGAUCUGGGGUUAGCGGUGGAGCUGCCUGGCGAAAAGACCAUCAAUCAAAAGGCAGGCACAAGUGGCUACAUGGCCCCAGAGAUCCUGAAGAAAGAGCCUUACCGGAUGUCAGUGGACUGGUGGGCACUGGGCUGCAGUAUCUACGAGAUGGUAGCAGCUCGCCUGCCCUUCAAGGACUAUAAGGAGAAGGUGCAGAAGGAGGAGGUGGCACGGCGUACCCUCGAGGAUAAAUGCAAGUACGAGCACAAGAACUUUGACGAGGGCACCAAAGCCAUCAUCAACCUCUUCCUCAAGAAGAAAAUUGACGAGCGUCUGGGAUGCAGGACCAAGAACGAGGACCCAAGGAAGCACGAGUGGUUCAAAGGCAUUAACUUCCCUCGACUGGAGGCGGGGCUGAUCGACCCACCCUGGGUCCCCAAGCCCAACGUGGUCUACGCCAAAGACACGGGGGACAUCAAAGAUUUCUCUGAGAUUAAGGGUGUCGUGUUUGACGACAAAGAUGACAAAUUCUUCAAGGAGUUCAACACGGGAGCGGUGCCCAUUGCAUGGCAACUGGAAAUGAUUGACAGCGGACUUUUUGACGAGCUGAAUGACCCCAACAGGAAAGAGUCGGCCGCUGGAUUGGACGACGAGGAGAAGAAAUCAAAAUCCUGCACGCUUUUAUAAAAUCUCCUCUAUACUAUAGUUAGCUUUGAAAAUUACAAAAGUCCUAUCUCAUUCAGAACAUUGUGAGGAUAAUCAUAGCCACAAAAAAAGAUGUGAAGUGGUAGUAAAAUCCAGAGCCAGGUCAAGACACAUAUUUCCACCACUUCACACAUUUUUUUGUGGAUAUGAUUCUUCCUGCUCUAUGACGUUGUAAUGAUCAUGAUAAGCCACAGCACUUACGAUGAUAUCAGGAAUCGAUAAGGUGAUUUUGUCUAUAUCAAUGGGCAGGGUCAGUGUCUGUGGUAGAAUCAACAGGAAACAGCUAGACUAGAGCUGGAAUGGGGACUGUGCUUUACAGGCACUGGCAGAGUUGCGGUAGCAGGCUUCUACCACAAGGUGUCCCCAGAUAUCUAGAUAUGUGGAUAUUCACAAGUCUUCUCAAUAUUGACCUGCUUGAAACGUCUUGCCUUUUUUUAAAUACAUACGGUACGAUCACCUUUGUAUUUUUGAGUGAGAUGUGGUUUUAUUGGAUUGCAAAGCUUUAACUCUUAAAGCCUUAGAGAGCAUGAACUCUCACAUCUUCACAACUAUAUUCCAAUGACCAACACACUCCCAAACCACAUUUUAACAAAUGUAUAAAUGACCUGUAAAAUGGAUCUCACUGUGUUCAGUCUUAUAAGCUAUUUUGUAAUGGUGAUAUGUAUGGUUUCUUUCAAGUGCACUAUAACAAUCUAUAUGCUAACUUAUUUUCAACCAUUAGUUACAUUUAAAGGCCCAAUGCAGCUGUGUUUAUAUCAAUAUCAAAUCAUUUCUGGGUAACAAUGAUGUACCUUACUGUAAUAUUAUUCCAUUAAAAUGAACAAAAAUAGACUGUCUGGGAGUGGUCUGAGUGGAGAGGGGAAACUGAAAAGUAGCUGUUAUUGGCAGAGAUGUUUGGAACUCUCUUUGUAAAUGGUGAUGUCAACAGAAAAGCCAAAAGUCCAUGAAAACCUGCUGAUUAGAUCCUGUUUAGAUUGUAUUUUCAACAAGCAACUAUCAGGAAAUAAUACUGAUCAAACUGUGUUAGUUUCAUCAGCUGUUGCACAAUAUAAUACAAAACACAGGAAAAAAAAAUGUUUUGACUGCACUGGGCCUUUACGAAUGGGUGCGCACCACAAUGCACCUUACACCUUAUUAAGCAUGUUCAUUUAAUUAAGAGACUGAGAUGAUCAUAGAGGAUUUUGGUGUUUGUGUGGACAUUAUAGUCUUUGUAUGAGUUGAAUGGAUCUCAGAGGAAUGUUCAAUCAAAAGCUGGUCCUCGUUUGUGCUUGUGUCUUUGUUACGUUGAGCUUCUUGAAGUGACAUUUGAUUUGCAAUUCUUACAGUGUACAUCUCUCUUUCUUUUUUUGAAAGGAUUGUGGAUUCUUGUGGUAUGUGUAUGCUGAAUGGACAGGUGAUAUGUGCAAUAGGAAAUUGUUGAAAAUCAAAGAAAUAAUGAAUGCUUUUUAUAUAUUUAUCUUUGUGAAUGUUAUUUUUAUAUCCCUGUAUAAUCUGUGUAUUAUCUGUUUAAAUUUAACCUCAAGUA